This is a messenger RNA of Phalaenopsis equestris, 1634 nucleotides long. RefSeq lists its product as uncharacterized. Lineage: Eukaryota; Viridiplantae; Streptophyta; Magnoliopsida; Asparagales; Orchidaceae. The coding region runs from base 572 to 1186 and encodes 204 amino acids. The transcript has 4 exons. The record is from RefSeq and is a predicted model, not a curated record.
UCUCUACAUUUUUCUCGCUCUUAAUUGAUGUUUGAUACAUAUCAUUCUCUCUCUAACGUGGCCCAGGUGGACCAAACGAAGGUGAAGGACCAGAAAAUUCGAGUGAGAAAAAAAUCGAAUUUGAAAGGAGGGAACUUGCUAAUGGGAAGUUAUGAGAAAAUAAAGGAGGGAACUUUGGAAGAAGGAAGCUAUGAGAGAAAGUUAGCUGCGAAGUGGGUGCCAGAAAUACAGGCAAAAAUGUCAUCUUUCUCUUAUGCCAUCGAUCACGACUGGUCUGCUAUUCCCGGCUUUUGGGGCUCUUUGGCGGUUUGUCCCGUUCAGAUGCUACGCGGGAAGAAAGAGAGAGAAAACAGGGGAAGCAACCUUAGCUCUCUCACAACCCCUAUUUCUCCAUUAUCUCCUCGUAACUUCCAAUUUCUCUUUCUUUUCUUCCUCUUUUCUUGUCCAUCUAUCUUAGUCAUCCUUGCACGGCGGCCCUUCAGCCAUCUGGUUCUUUCUUCUUCCGCUUCUCUAGCUUUUUUUGUUCCUCUUGUUCCUCUUCCUCCGGCUGUCUUUUGAAACUAGGAAAAGGAUGAAGAAGAAGAUUAGGGUUUCUGAGGGGCUCUCUUCGGCUUCGACUUCUUAUUUCUUUAUUGGGGAGGAGGCGAGGUUGAGGUUCAAGUACCACUGUCUCUUGCAGGAUUAUCAGGAGUUGUUCAAGGAAACUAAGGAAAAAGGGGAGAGAUUGAAAAUGAUAAUGCAGAAGAAACUCCAGCUCUUGGCUGAAGUCAAAUUCUUACGACAAAAAUGCCAUCAGUUUUCAGCAGCUCAGACUGUUCAAUCCAAAUUAAGGAACCAGUCUCACACAUUUCCUCCCGCUUCUGUUUGUAUAACUGAACCUAAAAAUCCAUUGUUUCAAACUAAGCUUCCUUCGAAGAGUAGGAACCGAGAAAUGAAAGAAGUUCCUAUUCCAACUUCUACUCCAUUGUUAGAUUUGAACCAGGUUUUCUUGCCAACUGGUGAAGAAAUGGAGAGGUUUGAAGUGAAAGAGAAGCUCUUGAAUGUGGAGAUAUUUAAGAAAUUAUCAAGGCAAAGAGAAGAUGUAUUAGCUAAUGAUUCUGUGUUCUCGGUUCUUAGAGAUAGAAGGAUGGGCUGGGCAGGUAAGAGGAGAGUUUCAUGGCAGGAUCAACAGACAUUGAGGGUUUAAGAACCCGUUCAUGCUUCAGUGGUUAGGAAGUUCUGCAAAAAUUACAGAACCUCUACCUAUUGGAACUAGUCAUAAUUGAAAAAGUAUGCAUGCAGCGUUUGUUGAAGGAGAGAAAGGAUUGUUUUCCAUUAUUUGUUAUACAUGUUAAUUGUUAGUGAAAAUAUGCUGUUUGUAGUUCAAAGUAAGCUUAUUUUCGCAAAUGUUAAGCGUUUUGGUGCUAUCAUGAGAAUGAGAAGAAAUCCAACCUGAAGGAACUUUUACAAGAGGUAGCGGGAAGUGAGAGCCAUAAUUUUGAUUCAUGUGGCAAUAUUUUUUUUCAUUUUUUUUGUAAAUUUAUAGGACAGGAUAUGCAGCAAUAAGAUUAAUGAAUUAAUUAAUAUUGAAUAGUUAUGUUGAACCCAAAUUUGCUCGCGAAUCACACCCGAAGAAUAGAGUCAAGAGAAACAUA